This is a messenger RNA of Ictalurus punctatus (channel catfish), 6199 nucleotides long. RefSeq names its product TEF transcription factor, PAR bZIP family member b (gene tefb). Gene Ontology annotation, cellular component: nucleus. Gene Ontology annotation, molecular function: RNA polymerase II cis-regulatory region sequence-specific DNA binding; DNA-binding transcription factor activity, RNA polymerase II-specific. Gene Ontology annotation, biological process: regulation of transcription by RNA polymerase II. The record is from RefSeq and is a predicted model, not a curated record. The transcript has 4 exons. The coding region runs from base 173 to 1126 and encodes 317 amino acids. Lineage: Eukaryota; Metazoa; Chordata; Actinopteri; Siluriformes; Ictaluridae.
GCGGCGAAAGAGCUAGCCAACCAGCGCGCUGUUCUAUCGUAUUGUUUUGUUUUGUUCCAGCCUCAACGUUUCGAGCAGGGGCUUUAAGGGUAAUACAGUACACCACCUUUCCCCGUCGUCGUCUUAAUUGUUUUCCGUAUUUUCCUCACAAUAUCGCCUGCGGUGUUGAGUUAUGCCCGGACAGACGACGGUUACUCUCUCCGUUGCUCCUAGCAACAGCAGCCCGCAAAAGCCUUUGCCUUUAGUUUUGAAGAAGAUAAUGGAGAUCCUACCGCCUAACAUACUCGACGACGGGGAUGAUGAGAUAGAGAAGGAGAAGCUGAGCUCCAUCGGAGACGGGGAGUCUUGCGGAGAUGGAGGCGGUGGAGGAUCCGGGGGCGCGGGCGGAGUUUCGGCCUCGCUCACUCCCACGAUUUGGGACAAGACCAUCCCGUACGACGGCGAGAACUUCCACCUGGAGUACAUGGACCUGGACGAGUUCCUGCUGGAGAAUCAAAUUCCUGCAGCUCUGGAGGAGGAGCUGCACAAGAGCCUGGAGCAGGAGGCCCAAGGUUCCCCCGCAGUCCCGGAAGUCUCGGCGGCCGUCCCACAGGUGCCUGGGGAAACAGAAAAAGCUGCAGAAGUGCAGAAGAUAAAAGGGGAGGACGAGAGUGAAAUAGCUGAGGCGCAGGUGAUGGAGAAUGCCACAGAGCCCGAAGAUAAGCCAGAGCGCGCCACUCCGUCUCCAGUCAACCCAGAGGAGAUCGAGGUGAGUGUGAAUUUCCAGCCAGACCCAGCGGACCUGGUGCUGUCCAGCAUUCCGGGAGGAGAGCUGUUCAACCCGCGCAAACACCGCUUCAGCGAGGACGAGCUCAAACCGCAGCCCAUGAUCAAGAAGGCCAAGAAGGUGUUCAUUCCCGAAGAUGCCAAGGACGAAAGGUACUGGUCGAGGAGGAAGAAGAACAACCUGGCGGCGAAGCGUUCGCGGGACGCGCGGCGUGUAAAGGAGAACCAGAUCGCCGUGCGCGCCAAUUUCCUGGAGCGGGAAAACGCGGCACUGCGUCAGGAAGUGGCCGAGCUCAGGAAGACCUGCAGCCGCUGCAAGAAGAUCAUGGCUCUCUACGAGGCCAAGUACGGCCCUCUGUAAGGACAGACACACGGCAGGGUCAUCAACAACCGUCACGAUCAACUAUCCGUCAAAUAUUCACACAGGGAUCAUGGGUAAAUUCAGCAGAAGUGUAAGUGGAAGUGUACGCUUGUAGACCGUAAGGUGAGGAAGUAUCGAAUAGAAAAGAGCUUACACUGGAAUUGUUCCGGAUAUUUUUCUCACUAUGAAUUACACAGGUGAAGGAUCUUUACAGGAUCACCCCGGGGUACUUCUCAUUUCUCUUUAUUAAAGGGAUACACACACAAAAACAUCAGUUAUAAUAUUAUUACAUGCUUUAAUAAUGUACAACAUCCUACUCAUCACCUGACGUCUCAUAAGAUCAGAAACUUAUACUUUUAUUAGAUCAUACUUAUAUCAUUUAUUGUUUGUUUGUUUGUUUGUUUGUUUUAUCGGAGGGGGGUCGGUGGAGCAUUUAUACCACAGGUUACAGCACGCUUAUAACAGAAAUGAAAUGAAUGGAGAUUUUAGAUCAUAAACAAUACUGAAGUUCUUUUCAAGCGGUGUUUUUUUUUUUUUUGGAAAGAAGCGUAACCGACGGUUACAGCGUCGGGUUUUCAUCUUGCUAAUGAAGAGUUACGCCCCGUAGAAGAACAGCACUGUGCUCUUCCUGACCAUUUCACGCCGGUCACAAAUAAAACAAACGGAACGACGGGAAUUACGUCCUGAUUGUAAAAAAAAUCCAAAAUAAAUCGAAAUAAUUUCACAUCAUUCGCCUUUUAGACGCGCUUUUCGCCUAGAAUUCCCAGAAAUGUAUCCGUGGCGUUUUCUAGAGCGAUUUCUUGAGGAAUUUCCCCGAGAUGAAGGCGUUCACACCGAUGCCGGACUCUUAUCACCUGCUUUUCGGAAAUAUUUCACCCCGAGUCGUCCGUUUAAUUAAAGAUUUAUUCGUAAAUAAAAUGUUAGUUUUCUAAUGAAAAGAAACGGAAUUCUAUUUUUGCUAGAUGAGGUUUCACGCGUUUAAUCACACACCUGCAGAUCAAAAGCUUUUUAACGAUCACGGUAAAGGGUUCAGUCGAGUGUCCACAAACUUUUGACCGGUAGUGUGUGUGUAUAUUUAUACAGGGCGUCCCUACAGUCUCCAUGCACGGGGGACAGGAACACUUUUUUAGCAGAAUGUCUUCCAAAAUAUUUCAUACUUGGUUUAUAUUAUAUUAUAUAUAUAUAUAUAUAUAUAUAUAUAUUUCCAGACGGCCUUUGAGAGAAGAAGAACGUAUUGGAAUCAAUCACGGCUGGAUUAGGAGGCUGGGUGAGACGACACCGUGCGUGUGUUCCUGCAGUGAAAUGCGAGAGCAGUCAUGUACAGGAUGGUUUUUUUUGUUUUGUUUUUUCUGUAAAUAAAGUUCCGUUUUGCUGAAAAGUGUCGAUGUGGCCGAUAUCCGGAGACCGUCGGGACACCCUGUAUAUACUCGUGACGUGAACCCAAACCGUAAUAGCUUUCGACUCGGAUCAUUCCUAGAACGAGGAACCGCUUGAAGCGAAUGAGAAGUACGAACCCUCAGUUGAAAUACGGAACUGAACACCUAACCGGAGAUUCUCCGUCGCCGUGUUGUGUCAGAGAUCCGGUUUCAUUUCCGUCUCGUUCGUGAGAAACCGGUUACGAUUGCGAACGCGAGGACGAACUACACGCCCUGUCCCACUUUCUCCUCUGGAGUGAAGCUCGCACUCCAGCAUGACCCGAGUGUGGCGAGUGAGGAGCAGAUUGAUUUAUUUAUUCGCUCUCCCAGCGAGAGAGAGAGAGUGUGUGUGUGUGUGUGUACCUGCAACUUCUUCCCUUUUUGUCCCGAUCAUGUGAUUGUGUGGUUUUGGCUCUGUAAGAAAAGAAUAAGCAGCGUGCUUGUGGUUUUUUAUUAUUAUUAUUAUUAUUAUUAUUAUUUGAAUAAUACAGUAAUAAUCAGUUAGUUUUCUGUUUUGAAGCACUGCUAUCAUUUCUCCACACACACACACACGGGCAGCUUCACAGGCAGCAGCACAUUAUCAGAGUAAGGCAGGGACUGUUAUUCUCAGCGACGAGCGCAAUCUUUAUACGACGCCACCUUUUCCGCUCACUCCGCAUAUUUACUGCUAAACAGAAACGAGGAAGACGCCGGACUUAUUUUUAAGAGACGUUUUCGGAUGAAAUCUUCGUAAAUACGCCAGUCCUUCGAAAAUCCUCUUCUUCCAUUUACCUUUACUAAGUGGAGCCCCUUUCGCCGUAGUGAUGAGUGACCCUUAAGCGAUGCCUACUGUUCCGCGUCUCGUGCGUCAGUGACGUGUACACCAUAUCUGAUCAAAAAAAAGAUCCUAUGAUCUAUAUUUAAAAUAAAAUUAAAAAGAUAGAUGAUAUGUAAUGACGAAUAUAAUGGAGUUGUUGUUCAGGGAUUUUUAAUCAAACUGUGAUCAGUGGACUUUUGUCCCCCCCCCCAAAAAAAAAAACCCCCAGGCAAUACAGUGUGAUUCAUGUUUACUUCCAGGCUACGAGUUAGGAAGAAUUCCGCUUUUUAAACAGGGGAUAAAUAGAUUCUCCAACAGGGGGCGUUGUGUGGAUGCACUGACCACUCAGGACAGGACAAGAUAGGAGAGAGAAAGCACGUUGUGUGUGUGUGUGUGUGUGUGUGUGUGAGAGAGUGAGAGAGAGAGAGAGAGAGAGAGAGUGAGCGAUAUCACGUGAGUCUAUGAAAAAAGAUCACGGAUUAGGUCAAAUCAAGUCUUUUGUCUUGUGAGGCUGGAUCCCAGGCGGUUUUCUACUCGCUGUAUACAGCGUGUGCGCUCGAAGGUGUGGAGCGAUGCAUCCCGAUCAAUCCCUUCAGGAUUUUGCGAUCGCGGGUAAUGAACACGAGGUCAAGCAAACGGCGCAAUAUUCGGAGCUUGCAGCCGAAACCGCAGGUUUAGCAACAAACGUUUAGCAACAAACGUCACCGUGAAAGGCCGUUUCGCCAAUUCAGAUCGUUUUCAGAAAAGAACAAACUACGGAAAACUACUUGAAUUGGCGGAAUCGCAGUUUCACUGAACUGUCUUGCGCGACCUUUCACAGUGGUGUUUGUUGGUAAACGAGACCUUUUAGCCGUACGCAUGUUCAACGCACGUGAAUCGAAGAGGGCUGUGACUGAACGCACGUCGUGACGACGUCACACGAGGAGUCUCGGCCUAAAUCGUCUGAAAAUCUGCGGUAAUUUUGAAAAAUCGCAAGCUCCUGCGAAUGUCGUGGAGUUUCCUUGAUUCUGCGUUCCUUUCUGCGCUCGCAGAAUCCUGAAGGGACCGAUACAUGGAGCACUGCACACAUGGCCAAAAGUUUGUGGACACCUGACCAUCACACCCAUAUGUGGUUCUUGCUAAAGUUUGAAGCACAGAUUUGUACAGAACGUCUGUGUGCUGUAGCGUUACGGUUUCCCUUCACUGGAACUAAGAGACCCAAACACUGUUCCAGCGUGACGAUGCACCUGUACACAAAGCCAGCUCCAUGAAGACGUGGUGCGUGAAGGUUGGAAGAAGGUGGAAGAUCUGGAGUGUCCUGCACAGAGCCCUGACCUCAACCCCACUGAACACCUUUGGGAUGAACUGGAACUGGAGCCUUCUCGACAUCCCAACAUCAGCACCUGACCUCAUCCUCACUAACGCUCUUGUAGCGGAAUGAUCACAAAUCCCCACAGCCACGCCCCAAAAUCCCCACAGCCACGCCCCAAAAUCUAGUGGAAAGCCUUCCCAGAAGAGAGUGGAGCGCGUUAUAACCGUAAAGACGGAAUCAAUCUGGAACGGGACGUUUGAUAAAGAACGUAUGGGUCUGAUGGUCAGAUGUCCACAAACUUUUGUCCAUGUAGUGUAUCUAAUGAGUGUUAAUUUAGAAUUCAGCUUGUAAAAGUGCACUACCAAGAUGGAGAAGAACAUCCUGGACAUUCCCUGUAGUGCACUUGAUGUCCAACAGGAAGUGAUCUGGCACUAGAGUUGUAUGUGGUGUGUGUAUAUAAUAUAUAUAUAUAUAAAUAAAUAUAAUAUAACACAGACUAAAGGAUUAUCUCUAAUCUUAUCAAAUUUGCAAUGUGAUUGCAUUAUUUAUUUAUUUAUCAACGAUCUUUUAUAACGAUCUUCAAAAGAAGGUUAGAAAUAACAGAAGAACGAUGACGGGCUUCCACUUCUCAAUCUUAACGACUGAUACGGGAUAUUUCAUCUGGUUUACACCGGACAAGAUGUAUGCUUAUUCCGUCUCGUACCUUAAAAGAGUAGCACACUACGGUGUUUUUGUUGUUGUCGUUGUUGUUUUUUGGUAAACAGGGUCGUUUAAGGCAGCGUGCACGUUACAUGGUUUUAUCCUUGUAUGUGAUUUGAAACACUUCCCACCCAACAAAGCCCGAGAUAUUUUCCAUGCGAGCGAGUUUACGAGAGAGCGAGGGAACCCGUCGGGGUGUAAGAAAGGGACGAUCAUCACAGAUCCGCGACGUUUGGCGAAGGCCACGUCGUGAUCUCUGGUAGACACGGAGGAUAGACCGGUGGGAAAUUCCCACAUACGAGCGAGUGAGGACCGUGCAACCGUGUCUGUUCAUUUUGAUGCUCUUGACUCUCGAUAUCGAUAGCGUCCACUCAAUAUCACUACAAUCACGGGUGACAUUAAAAAAAAAAAAUUAUAUAUAUACCCACAUAACACAAACGCUGUGUUCUUCGUGUUCCUUUGAUGUGUAACGACGUGCUAAUGAAAUCCUCUUUUUAAAAAUGGUUGUGUUUUUCUUUCUUCCAACUGUUUCUCCUUUCCUGUGUUCUACAGUACUGAGAUCUACUUUAUAUUCAUCGGUACGUAGACGCAACAGUGUGGGGAAAAAAGAAUAGUUUAGUUUUGUGGUCAAGUUUUAGGUUUUAAACGUGUGGCGACGAAUCUCUUCCACUAAACCCUGUGACAUGUAGCACUAAUGCGUCGUUUCACCCAAAUACAAUCUUUUUUUUUAUUUUUUAAAGAAAGAAUUCUUUUGCUCUUUUGUUGUAGUGUCAUGUAACGAUUUUAGAUUUUAUGUGUUUGUAGUAAAAAAAAAAGUGUUGCAUAACGUCAGACGUUGUCCUGUACAAUAAAGUGGACUUUGCAUUCAUUGA